Molecule: messenger RNA, 1611 nt
Organism: Schistosoma spindalis
Lineage: Eukaryota; Metazoa; Platyhelminthes; Trematoda; Strigeidida; Schistosomatidae
Source: the annotation of a GenBank genome assembly
AUGCAAAGCCCUAUUGGGCAGUAUGCUGCUCCGUCCUGUGAUGUUGUGGCCCAAUCUGGCCGACUCAAAUGGUACUGCAACGAAAUUCUCAGAAGAAUCGAAGGUUCAGGACCUAUUUCAGUAAUAGAGUUCAACAAAGAAGGCACACAUCUGGCUUAUGGAAAUGCUGAUGGGAUUGUUAGUGUCAUUGAAAUUGGCCAAGCGGAUCUCUCUGAAAUAACACACCAUUGUCAUUCCUGUUCGAAACCCUACCAAGUCUUCCUAAGCCACGAACCAGAGUUUGAUUGUCUGAAGUCCCAAGCAAUAGAGGAGAAAAUCAAUCUUAUACGCUGGCUCCCGAAAUCCGGGCUUUCCCACUUCUUGUUAUCUUCCAAUGAACGUACCAUAAAACUUUGGCAGUUGACGGAACUGCCGACACAGUCGUUUACAAAUCUGAAUUUCCCUGUUGAAUCCGGUUGCCGACGUAAAGUUGUUAUCAGGUCAUUAUCCGAUAUCAAAGUCCCUGUCUGUUUGAAGAAUUAUGGAAAUACAAAUAUACGUGUACAGAAUAAAAAAGUAUUUGCUCGUGCCCACGGUUUUUCAAUAGUCGGUUUGUCACCCUCUGCUGACCGUGAAACUUUCUUCUCUGCUGAUCCACUGAGGAUUAAUAUGUGGAACUUAGAAGUUACUAAUGAGGUGUUCAGUGUCAUUGAUCAUAUGCUUGAUCGGUUGGACGAUCGCUCACAUCUGAUCACUGGAAUUAGUUGUAGCAAUUCUUCUCCAUCAUUAUUUGCAUAUGGCACUAACAGAGGUUCCAUUUUUCUUUGUGAUACACGGUCAAGCUCUCUUUGUGACCACGCUUCUCUUGCUUUUCAUAGUCUUGCUGCAGAUGAAUCAGAUGUGCUUACAAUUCUCACUAAUUCAAUAUCCGAUUUGAAAUUUGGCCAAUGCUCCGAUUACAUUAUAUUUUCCCGUGAUUAUUUGAGCGUUAAAACUUGGGAUUCACGAAUACCAACUCAACCAGUUGAAGUUUAUCCUGUCCAACGUCAUCUAAAAAGGCAUUUAACAGUUUUAUACGAAAGUGAAUUACUUUUUGAUGAUUUCAAAUUAACUAUAUCUUCAAAUGAUCGUUGUAUAAUGACUGGAUCAUAUAAUAAUACUGUGAAAGUAUUUGAUCGACAAAAUCCAAUUGAAGGUUCUUAUAAACUUAUUAUGCAAGAUGAAGAUAUGAAUGCAUUUCAUGAUGCAUUUCGUACAACUGAUGAUAAUACUUCUGUAUUUGUUUCACCUAUAUCAUCAUCAACAUCAUCACCUGACGGUACUGAAUUAACAUGGCCACGAAGGAUACAUGAUGAUUUGGUUGAUAUCACUGAAAACUUUACCAGAUCAUCAUUUCCAGAUAAUAAUAAUAAUAAUAUUAAUGAUAAUACUAGUACUAAUAAUCCCAAUGUUAAUGAAUCCAUAUUCACUGUGGAUUUUGGACGUAAAUGGUUGCAAGUUAGUUGGAAACCUUGGUCUACUGUAGCUGCUGUCAGUCAUACAGAUGGUAUCCACCUUAUUGAAGCAAUAAAUUAACAGAAUAAGUGCAAUUUUUAUACGAUUUCUAUAUUUCUAUAUAUAUAUGUAUAUAUA